AUGGAGAACUCCGAAGAUUUUCUCACUCUCUCUCCGCCAGGUAAUAAUAGUGAUGCCAAGAGUGCGAGACUCUUUCUUACAAUAAACCCUCCCCCAACAAUGCAAAAGCAUCUUUCACUCAUUAGUCCAUUGUUGGAACCAUAUAAACCCUCGUAUCAAAACACAGAUAAUAUUGUUGCUGGUGACAUGCAUCUAAAUGCUCCUUCAACCGCUUUAUCACUCAGUAUUAGUCCCAUGUUGUCACCAUAUACAGCUUCCAACCCCAACAAAGAUAAUGCUAGUGAUCUGCAUCCAAAUGUUCCUGUACCUGCUUUCUCAAGUUCUCCUCGUACCCGUUCUCGUCGGGGAAAGAGUAAAACCAUCACUCCACCUUUUCCCUGGGCAACGAAUCGGAGAGCCACAGUGCACAGCUACAAAUACCUCUUGCAAAACAAGAUUGUUACGAUCACGGGAAAGGUUAAGUGCAAACGGUGCGAUGAGAGGUUCGAGAUGGAGCUUGAUCUGAAGAGCAAAUUGGGUGAAUUGUUGAAAUUCAUUCAGAAGAAGAAGUGUAUCAUGCAUGAUAGGGCACCUAAUGUUUGGGUGGUGCCAGUGUUGCCAAAAUGUGAGCAUUGUGGACGAGAAAAUAGUGUGGAGCCAUUCCUUGGGGACACCAAGAGAAGGGCCAUUAAUUGGUUGUUCUUGUUGCUGGCUCAAAUGCUGGGUUUCUGCAACCUUAAACAGCUCCAAUAUUUCUGCAAGCACAACAAUAACCAUCGAACCGGCGCCAAAGAUCGCAUUGUUUAUUCCACCUAUAUGGGCCUCUGCAAACAGCUUCUUCCUGAAUUGUUUGAUUCUCGAUCAUAG
Glycine soja is the source of this 846-nucleotide messenger RNA. RefSeq lists its product as uncharacterized. Bases 1 to 846 code for a protein of 281 amino acids. The record is from RefSeq and is a predicted model, not a curated record. The transcript has a single exon. Lineage: Eukaryota; Viridiplantae; Streptophyta; Magnoliopsida; Fabales; Fabaceae.